Molecule: messenger RNA, 1790 nt
Organism: Brachypodium distachyon (stiff brome)
Lineage: Eukaryota; Viridiplantae; Streptophyta; Magnoliopsida; Poales; Poaceae
Exons: 5
Coding region: 84-1463 (459 amino acids)
Source: RefSeq, a predicted model, not a curated record
CAUUCCUUAAUGCCCCCUGCCAUUUCCAUCUGCUCACCUCGCCUCCUCCGAUCUCCUCUCCUCGCCAGCCCCCUCAUCUCUCAAUGGCGUCCCGCUCCUGCCUCUUGCUAUCCCGCACCGUUGGUGAGAUUCCUGCCCGCUCGAUCACCCCCGGAGCCUUCCCCCCUUCCACCUCCGCGGUGUCUGCCACCAUCCGCGCUGCGGGCUCCCGCGCGACCGCCAGCCAGAUCGUCGCCAUACAUUCUCCGCUGUCGCAUUUGGUCUCCGCCUCCCCCUCCACCAUCCCCGCGCCCACGUCCGGCGUGACCAUGGACAUCACCCCGCUGACGCAGAUGGGUUGCGCUCGCCGAUGGGCGUUACCAUGGUCAGCCGCCGCGGCGGCGGGCCUCAGAUGCGCGCCCGCCGCGCCGGUGGGCAUCAGGUGGGUACCAGCCACGGGUACCACCGUGGGGGCGGGCCCCCAUGAUCCUCACCAGCCCCCUCAUCUCUCAAUGGCGUUCCGCUCCUGCCUCUUGCUAUCCCGCACCGUUGGUGAGAUUCCUGCCCGCUCGAUCACCCCCGGAGCCUUCCCCCCUUCCACCUCCGCGGUGUCUGCCACCAUCCGCGCUGCGGGCUCCCGCGCGACCGCCAGCCAGAUCGUCGCCAUACAUUCUCCGCUGUCGCAUUUGGUCUCCGCCUCCCCCUCCACCAUCCCCGCGCCCACGUCCGGCGUGACCAUGGACAUCACCCCGCUGACGCAGAUGGGUUGCGCUCGCCGAUGGGCGUUACCAUGGUCAGCCGCCGCGGCGGCGGGCCUCAGAUGCGCGCCCGCCGCGCCGGUGGGCAUCAGGUGGGUACCAGCCACGGGUACCACCGUGGGGACAGCCUCCAUGGGGGCCCGCCCCUUCUGCUCGUCGGCCGCGGAGGAUUCAGGUAGCCUGACGGACGACGCAGCGGGUCUCCACAAGGAGGAGACAGCGGGUACCAAGGCAACAGGUCCCCCCAAUGAGGAGAAGGAUGCUGGGACCAACCCGGACGAGGCCACCAUCAAUUUCGAGGCCCAGUCAUCGCACAACCCGUUUUUUGUGGUGGUGGGCCACAUGAUAAGAUCAGGAAUCUACAGUAAAGCUGAAGUUGAGUAUUUUCGUGCCUUGCUAUGUGAGAAGUUUCCGGAGGAGACUACUGUUGGAGAGCUCCACCAGAAACUCAAGUCAUUAGAAAAGGUCUUGGACCAUCACACUUUGCAAAUCACAGCACUCGCGAAUAGGCGUGAAACUGGGAAAGUAGACUGCCCCUCCAAUGGGAAAGCAAAGGAGAGCCCCGCACCUGAGAAAGCAAAGGAGACCCCCGCACCUGAGAAAGCAAAGGAGACCCCCGCACCUGAGAAAGAGUGGUUCACAACAACCUACAAGGGGAAGAAACUAGAUUAUCAAAAGAUCUUCAGUACAUUGUCCACAAUUGCUAGAAACUCGGGAUUUGGUUGAACAAAUGCUGACAGUCGCCUAACUUCACCGCUUUCACAUUGGGAGGCGUCAGAGACGACAACAUAAGAAUGAAACUUUUGUAUGUUGAGAAAAACUCGGCAGCUUAAACUAGAUCUUGUUCUUCUGACAGGAGGAACCUGUUUGUUUCUGCCUCACGGUUUUAAAAUUCAGAACCGUCAAAACCAUUAACCAGAAUGGCUGAACAUUUAUGCAGUGACAAUGGUUGCUCCUAUUCUGGCAACUACUCCGGACUUUUCUAGACAGAAAUCUUGCAACUACUUCGUCGUUUAUAGCUGCAUAUCUCUUAGAUGAAGCUUCCGAUGUCAA